This is a messenger RNA of Mesorhabditis spiculigera, 339 nucleotides long. NCBI's taxonomy places the organism in Eukaryota, Metazoa, Nematoda, Chromadorea, Rhabditida, Rhabditidae. The record is from the annotation of a GenBank genome assembly.
AUGGAAGAAGUUGAUUGGGACGAGGUUGACGAUGACGACAUUGAAGAGUCAUCAUGGGAGCGACUUGAAGGGCUCUCCGAGAUGUUUCCGUCCUUCAUGUGCUCGUUCGCCGGUGUGGCGGUUGACUGGGCGUCCUGGGGAGCCUCUUCCGGGUUUUGGCUGGCUAGUAACGCCUUAUGGAUCGGAGCUACAUCAUCAUUGAUUCUCUUCCUCCCGUACAUCAUUGAGAAAGAACGCAGCGAUAUGGAAAAAUCUCAGGUAGCCCAGCAGCGCCAGAUGCUUCUUGGGCCCGCAGCUGCAGUUCAAGCCGCGAAGCCUCCGCAGCCCUCGUUGCAGCAC